UUGCCAUUUGUGCAAAUACUCGGCCGUAGUAUAGUACUACAGCGGAUCAUAAGAUCUAUCUAUUUCCAGAGCUUCUGUUCUUCCUUCGAUCAGAUUUCAUGCCUGAGCAGUCCUACAUGCCGACUUCCGGUAUCGUGUUCGUAGACCUUUAUUCGGAUCGCCAAGACAGUUUCAAAGGCCCGAGGAAGCAAUGGACGAUCUCACUGAAUGCUACCGGCCUCUGGUGCUGUAUCGAUAUAUUUGAAGUGGGGGAUAACAGCAACUAAGGUGCAGGAUGUUCCAUUCCGUACCUCAUCGUUGUCCGAAGCCCCUGCACGAGACUAUGGGGGCAGUAUGGUUUGUAUGUGGCGACUGUCCCAAACGGAGAAACUUGUCGUGACAAAUGCUGUGUCGAAGAUGCUUGAGAGUGACCUCGGAAUACUACAUGUCCAAGACUUAUAGGAACAAGAUAAUUGUGCACGGCGAUUACUGGAGAUAAGCGGGGAUUGGAAUUUUUGACGACAAACCGCCAGAACUACGUAACGAGACUCGGCUUAUUGUUAUUUAUGAUUAAAUUGUUGCAACUUGAGUUCGUGGGGACUGUCAUUUGGCUAGAGAUUCUCCGAACCACUAUCACCGCUUCUAUAUCAGUCAAAGUCCCUUUCGACUCGGAAACGCGAACAUGACAUCUCCACAGCGUCAAACCGCGCUCGCUUUUCUGGAUACCUUUCGAGACCUCGAUGUUGACGCAAACUUGGCGCUUCGUGCCCCGGAUUGUGUCCAUCAAAUGGGCCCGGCUUCAUUGGGGUAUUCGCCUGAUGGCAUGAACAAUGACCAGUUUGGCGCGCAUUGUCGAGGCUUGAAACCCCUUAUCAGCCACUUCCCCGUGGCCCCCAAACAAAUCUUCCACUCCCCGGGCAGCAACAUCGUCACCAUCUGGGCAACGAGCGAAGCCCAAUUUCAACAAGAGGCCAUUGACGACGAGCUGGAGUGGGAAUACCAUGGGGAGUACCUCUUUGUAUUCACGUUGAAUCAGACUGGCGACCGUAUUCAACACAUUGUGGAAUAUCUCGACAGCCAGAAGGUCGUCCAAGUCAGCAAUCUACUGAAGAGGGCCAAAGAAAAUGUGCAAAAGGCGAAAGGGGUGUAAUGGAGAGUCACGACUAGAUGCUGGACAAUGCAAACAAUACCACGAGUAACUUCAUCUACAUGGACAUCAACACGACACACGUCUUACUUCUGUGGAAGACCCCGCCGAUAGAUGCUUCGUUUCCGUCGUUCAAGAACGUCUUCGCUCCUUUUGGUUGAAUUUGGAUACUGAGGAGAACAAUGCACUCAUGGGGUUGUGGUGAAGGCAGGGUGACCACGCGGCAAUGAUGAUUCAUAGUCGUCAUGCCCAGGACAAGAUGGAUGACGAGAUACGCUGUUCAGUCAGAUACAUUUGCCAGGCUAGCAACUCGUCGUCCCGUGUUUUGAGCUUGCUGAGAAUGUGUAUAAGGUGGUGUAAGGCGCGGAAUCAUUCAAAUCUAUUCAUUACAAGUAUCGCUGUCCGACAUGCCCAGACUAGGAAUCCGGGAUCAUGAUACAAGGAGGGAUCCCACCUUCGUAAAUGACAUGCCCGUUUGUGUCACAAUGUCUUCUGGUCUCCGCCGGACACAUAGCUGGACAAACCCAUGUCCGAAUGAAGUCAAAGUGACGUCAAAUUAUCAUGAUUUGUUUCCCGAGUAUUUGGCCUUG
This is a messenger RNA of Exophiala mesophila, 1716 nucleotides long. RefSeq lists its product as uncharacterized. The record is from RefSeq and is a predicted model, not a curated record. The transcript is spliced from 2 exons. Bases 662 to 1129 code for a protein of 155 amino acids. Lineage: Eukaryota; Fungi; Ascomycota; Eurotiomycetes; Chaetothyriales; Herpotrichiellaceae.